Messenger RNA from Porites lobata, 19472 nucleotides. NCBI's taxonomy places the organism in Eukaryota, Metazoa, Cnidaria, Anthozoa, Scleractinia, Poritidae. The record is from the annotation of a GenBank genome assembly.
AAUCGAUACAAACAUGGCGACCGAGAAUUCCUUAAUCUCCAUGAUUUGACUUUCGUUUCAAGGUUGUGAACUUUUAACUGGCAGCCAUGUUGAUUUACGUUGAAAGCAAAGCUUUUCCGGUAAGUAGAAUGUAUGAAAUGCUUACUUAGCUCAAGAAGGAGAUAUAUGCGUGGAAAAAAAAUCCAUGUUUUGGUUUGUGGUUUGUUCAGCUGUUUGUACGUUUCUUAGUGACAGGGGAGCGUGCGAAGUGAUCUUUGCUUCCACCUUAAUUUUAAUACAACUAAGUGGUUAACUUAAGCUUACUUUUGGAUCAAUAUCAUAGCCGGUUGCAGAGGUCAGAGUUUUUCUGGCAUGAAAUAGUUCCUGCAAUCUUGCUUGAAACCUGAAAACGUCCUUUGUGUGAAAACAUAUGACAUGAAUUGCAGGAUGCUCGCAAAAGCAUUGUUUGAUGCACAAAAUAUGCGUGGAGAUUUUGUAGUUAUAACCAUGAUAAAACGGAGGAGUAGGCACAUUAUAGAAGAGGGAAAAUAUUGAUUAUGGUGAAGCGUGAAGUAUGUGGCACAUCUCGCAACAAGAGAAUGCUGUUGCACGGGAAGGUACAUGGUCACCUCGCCACCAAACAUCUCUCCACCAACGAAAUCGCCACCAAUAAUAGAACUUAGCUUUAUUGUAUUUAUAAGUCUUUAGCAUACGCAACAAAAUAAUGAAAAAAACUUUCAUGAACAGAACUUUUCUCUUAACCGUUACCUUAUUAUUAUUAUCAUAAAAUUAUUUCAAAGAAGUGACUGGUGAUUAUGAAACUUCUCUAUCUCUCAAAUGUCAAAGUUUACAUUCACUGAACCUAUUACCCAGUAUCUGGAGUAUUAAGAGCAUAAGAAGUUCAAUGCAAGGAACGUCAAUUAGGAUCGACAGAUUUGUAACUGAAUCGACUUCAAAUUAGAAUAAGCUUGAUGAAAAAGUAAAUCUUAGGUAAGUAACCCAAGGCAUUAAACUGUGUCAAUUAUUUCCAAGUUAUUUGUUGGUGGCGAGUCGACUUCUUGGUGGCAAUUUUGUUGGUGGUGAGAUGACCGUAAACCAUUGUUGCGGGAAGAAAGACAUCUCCAGUUUGGCACUAAGAAAAAUUCUACAUUUCCUCAAAGAUUACUUGUAAAGCAUGUGGCCUAUCAUGCAUUUCUUUUUAGGUCUGGUACGUGUACAGUGUAUCUUCCAGGAAAGUUUAAGGGGGAAGAGUGCCUGAAUCAUGAUUAUGAACGAUGGGGCUGUUUCAUGAAUAAUUUUUAGUAUUCAAAUCCCUCUCUUCUUUCCCAAACAUACAAAAAGGCCAACCUUAACCCCUUGCCUACCACAGCCAAAUACAACCAGCAACUGGCGACCUUUUUCAAUGACCAGAGUUCGUUUAUUCAAGCAACUCGAACGACCAGACUUCUGGUGAUUUCAUUUGUCUGAGGACAUACAUAUACGUCCUGGGUCGCUGAUUGACCUCACACAGGAUUUACAGUGUAUAUAUAAAUCCUUGGUAGGCAAGGGAUUAAAUCUCAGGAAAAUAAAAAUUCCUUCCCACCUGCUAAAAGAACAUUCAUACACUAUAAUAAAUUAUUUGUCUCCUCAGAAAAUGUGUCCAGUACAUGUACAUUUACUGUAAUGUCUAAUAACUCUUCAGAAAAUAGUUAUUGCAUUUCUCAUUCAUCCUCGAUCUCAUGACCUCAUUCCAAUUUUCUUUGUUAUGCCUCCUCAGAAAGUCUUGUGAACCAGGGCUGGACUUUAAUAAGUUAUUGGAAUGGCACUUUAAUUAUUAUUUUUUUGAACAGUUCCAAUAAGCCAUUUAUCAGAAUUGUCACUAAGAUUUCAAGUUGCCUGGUAAAUACACUUGUAGCUAGGCGGGAAAUCAAACAGCAAGGGAUUUCUUUUGCUUUCUAUGAAAGUAGCUGGGGGCCACAUUCAUAGUCACCAGUAUUCCCUGGCCCUUGGCUCUUAAUGACACCCCUGCAUUCAUCAGUGAUUCUUUGACUCUCUAUAAGGGAGACAUCUCCUUAAGAAUGGAUUUCCACCUACAGACAGACUUGACUGCACAUACCAGCAAAAGUUUUCAACUAUGUUAUGUUUUUUUUUUUGUGCAGAGUAAGACCUUUACUCUGGUGUGUAACCCACAUGAGACCAUCGCAAGAGCAAGAGCACAGAUGCUGCAUAUUUUGUAUGAGCUGGGAAGAGCUGAGCAUCAGUUUCGCUUCCGAUUCAAGGGAGAAUAUCUCAGAGAUGGUUACACUUUUGAGGUAAUUAACCAGGAAAAAUUAGCAAUUGGAUAAGGCUGAGUAUGAUCAAGGUUGUGAAGAAAGUUAUUUACUCAAGUUUGACAGUUCUUUUUGUAGACUGUCUGAUCCAGAUGCAAAGCAGAUGCCUUUUUUGGCUUUAAAAGUGACACAGCAGUCUUGACUUUUACUUUUCGCUUUCUCUCCUCCCUUCACCUUUCUCUAGAACAGAGCCAUUUUGGUGGGAAAGGUAUCUGCUCUUGAAGGAUAGUCCUUCAGGCACAAGAUUUUAGCUUUUAAUCAUGUUUUUGCUUCUUUCUCCGCCCAAGAAUCAUUUUUACUUUGGUCUCUUCACCAAAAAAAGAAAGUUUUGAUGGGCUGAUGACAUGAUUGUGGUUCUUCUGUAAUAUUUGAAUACCCCCAAAAUCCUCACGUGUUGGUCGGGCAAAUGGAAAUCGAAGAGGGUGAAUGACAGCACCCCAUGAGAUCUUCAUAAUUCUUCAGAUCAUGAAAGCCGAAUCCAUUGUGUCAUUCUCUAGAAUGUUACUUUUACAGUACAUGUGUUGUAUUGAAAGGAACACUGUUUUAUUGACUUGUUUGAGAUUCACAACAGUGAGGUUCUGAGAGACUAGCUAUAGUGUUGUUCUCUUGAAUAUUGUAAAUAAGUUAAUUUUUUCAACAAUAGAAAUCUGAAUGUGGUGAUCAUAUUAAUUACCCAUGUAUAUCAUCCAUUGUUCAACAUUGCAAGUGGCCUUCUCUGUCAAGAAAGAACUGAUUGUUGAGAUCAGAAAUUUUUCUACCAUGGUAACAUGCAUUCACACAACUGACUUCUUCUCUAUAUUAUUCUCUUUGUCCUAAUUUCAGGAUUAUAGGAUUCUGGAUAAUUCUGUUAUCAAAAUGGUUCCAAUGAGUAAGAGAAAAAGAGGGGUAAGCUAUGUUGUAGUAUUUUUGUUAUUUUUUAUGUAUUAGUUUCAGAUUCAUGUUGUGGUUAUUAUGUGAAAUUCUGAAAAAAAUUGUUUCAACCGACAAUAUCUAGUCGGUUUGUAAUUUCCUAACUCUUAUCACGUCAUUCAUAGUUACAAAUGGUUAGGAGAUAAAGGAAAUUGAAAAUGCCAUGGAAAUACGAUUCAUUUGGUGUGUUUAAUCACCUCUUUUGUUACAUAAUAGUGAACUUAAGCAACAGGAUGGGAGAGGAAAGAAGAUGGCAAAUCUUGUGUGACAAGCAUGACAAUAAUUUUGUUUGAAGUAACUUCACUUGCCUUUAAACAGAUAUUUUUUGUAAAAGACCAGAAAACAUUAAUGUUAAGUGAAGAUCAAGACUUGAUCUUCACUACUUAGUAGUAGCCCGGUUAUGUUUGUCAGACACAAGCGUUUUUCCAUCCUUUUCUUCCUGCCUUCCUGUUGCGUAAACUCACCAUGUAUCAUUACAACUUUGCAACUUUCCAAAUAGUUGCCAUGACAACAUAGAAUACAGACAUGACAACAAAGAAUACAGACAUCUGAAUCCUUGGGGUCUGUUUUCCCAUCGUUUUGUUAAACUAAACUCAUCUUUAGAAUUAUUGUGACUGGUGAAAUUGUUUGACGUGAAAUAUCAUCCAUUCUAUCUUUCAGUCCUACAAUACUGUUUAUGGUAAUGAAGCACUUUAUCAAGAUGGAGCUGCUUCAGAUGUACAUGACUUCAGUUCAAGAGCUCAUCUCUUGGGUCAAGAAGAGCUAGAUGAUGUACAAAAGGCUUUGAGGAAGGAAGUUUCUAUUUUUGAACGGAGAGAAUCUUUGCUGGGUUCAUUCAAGGUAUAAAAAUGAAUCUUUUUCUGCCUAUAAAGUGCCUGAGGUAGUGAUGUGGCAAAAUUUUGUGACUUAAAUGUUCCAUUACCUGCAAAUGGUGAUUGCUACCACUGCUUUGUUAUCUUACCUGAUCUAAAUGUCUUUGUUGUGCUAUAUAACAAAUCACUUUAUCAAAACUGUUACAUGUAUGCCUGUCCCUCAUGGAACCAGUCAAUAUGUCUUUCUUAAGUCUAAAAUUACUUUUUGGAUUGCUUAACGUGUUAAAGAAGGCGUAACUGCUUCCCAGAGGAACUACUCAUGUGUUACAUGUUGCUUUGUUACUAGCACUUGACACUGUCACAAAAGAAUGUGUUUACUGUGAUACAUACCACCUUGAGGUGGGCCUUAUUCUACUCCUAAAAGUUUAAACUCUUUAGACAUUGUCAUUGUCAUUGUAAUUACUAUCUGUCUUCACAUUGCUUAAGAGGCUACAGUUAGUUUUGGAAAUCAGUAAAUCCUACAGAUUAGCCUUUUGUGGCUGGUCAUUCACAUGGUACAAAACUAAAACUGGUAAUUUCCUUUUUGGCUUGUCAUGUCCAAGUGCUUUGCUCUCUAACCUGGGAAUUUUGUACCACAUAACUGACUAACUGAAAAUGUCUCUUUUAUGUGUUAGGAGACUGUGAGAUGUUUUUCUUUUACAUUUUUAAGGUUCAUUUUUUAUGUGUUUAUAGGUUUUGUUAUGGAUCCAUUUCUUGGCUACCGUUUUAUCAUUUACUACUAUUUACUGGUUCUCUGCGUUGUGGACAGGUGAAAAAGAUUUGGUCUUUAAUCAAGCUUUUAUUACAAUCUAGAAAGUAUCAAGCUAAUUAUGAAAAAUUGAAUCGUUAGAUAAUGCAAUUCUAGAGCUCUGAUUGGCUUAGCUAUCAUGGUAAUAUGGGCCAUUAUACCCUGCUCUCCAAAUGUAGUAACUGUAUGCGUCUGUUCAAAAUUAAAAACAAGCCAAAAAUCAGUUGGUUUUACAAAUAAAGUCAGGAAGAAUUCUUGAUAUUUUGUGGGCAUUUUUAAUAAAACAAUAAUUCUACUCGCGCUUGUUGCAUAUGAGAUGAUUUUUGCCAACUCAUAUCCAAAUUAUGCCCACUCAUAGUAAUCAUUGUUAUUAUUAUUAUUAUUGUUAUUAUUAUUAUUAUUAUUAUUAUUAUUAUUAUUAUUAUUAUUAUUAUUAUUACUAUUGUUAAAUAACAAAGUGAGGGGAGGGAUACUCUGUCUCCCCACCCUGAAGUAGCCUGAAGUAGCCUGAAGUAGCUUGUGCACCACAGCUCAGGCAAAUUCUGCUGUUUGGGCACCACCUAGUAAACUCCUGCAAUGCAGGCUUACAAGUGUUUAGAACUUCACCCAUUAGGGUGCAAAGAAAGUUAGUUUUACAGCUUGCCAUUCUGGCAAACUCUAGCACAAACUGUAGCUAGCAUGAAGCUCAAAUGUCAUUUCAACUACAUGUAGCUUGAGAAACAUAUUUGAUGAGCAGGAUUGACCACAAGUUCUUCUGUAAUUUGGGUUCCCAAAGAAACUUCACUUGCCCAUCGGCCAAGUUAAGAACAGAAAUCACCAGCUGAGCCUGAGGAAAAAGAUUAAGGAAAAAGUUUAAGUGUAUGUAAGACAAAUGACUGCCUAGGGGCUUAUUUAAAUUUUAAGCCAGACACUGGGCACUUUAUGGUAAAUAUUUAAGUAAUUUAGUGAUUGUCCACUAUGGGCUAAAUCUUUUUUGUGUGCAAGAAGUCCCCCCCCCCUUCCCCCCGAUUAUUUUUUGUAUCCUCAAGGACUUGUUUAAGAAAAUAAAAGGGAGGAAUGGAAGUGUUUAUUAUUUGUCCAUCUGGGCUGGGUUGUUCAAAGCUGGGUUAAGAUAACCCAGGGCUAGUGUGAAAUUUGAAUUCAGAUAUAAAGGUUUAAAAAGCUAAUUACAUUUAAUUCAUUUUGUCAACAAUUUGAUUAUUGGACACUAUUAAAAAAAUGCAGAAAAUUAUCCUACAAAAUGCUUUUGAACAAAAGAAAAAACUAAUCCGGAUUAAAAUCUCACCCCUUCAAACAACUGGGCACUGGGACUUGGGGGCUUAUUAGAGCAUGGGAACUUAAUUAUUCAGGGAAAUAAUGGUACAUUUAAGUUUAAGAUGGGAUGUAAUCUCAGCUGUUUUUUUAAACUGUGUAUUGGUUUGCUAAAAUUUGUGCAGGAGCUCUGAUGUUAUUUGGUUUCUUGUACUGUCCCAACUAUACCAGACUUGGAGGAUUUGUGGGAAAAUAUGGAAUGAAGUAAGUUCAUUGUCAUUAUUUCACUUCCUCUGCUUUUUAUUUUUAGAAUGUCACAGUACAUACAGUACAGCUGUAACAAUCAUGUCCUGGGGGGGGGAAGUCACUGUCAUAUAUGGGCUAUAUAGCUAUGUGCCGCUGUGAAGGGUAUGGUUUUCAAGCAGUUUACUCUAGGAUAGGGUAUAUAAAUAAGAGCGUUUGGGUCUAGAAUAGGGUAUCAUUUUUCAGGAAACUGAUCAGUUGUUUGAAGAUUUUAUCUAGACUAGGGAUUGUGGUAUAAGGUAUUGUUUUGGCUAGACUUUGCUAGUGACCUCAAUAGUUUCUGGAAAACAGCUACUCUAGGAUAGGGGGGAUUUGGGGAGUUUACUCUAGUCUAGGGUAGCAAAAUAAUUUAUUCAGCUGAACUAGCUCUGGUAUAGGUUAAGGGUUCCAGGGUCCCAGUGGUACAUUCCCACCCGGAAAUUCCUAAAGUAACCCCCCCCAGGAAUCAUGUAGGGGUACAUAAGGUCAUAGCCAUGUGCUCAAUAGACUAGGCAAGUAUUAUGGUAGGCAUCCUUAAGCAUCUGUCCUUGUAUUUGGUUUGUGUUGCAGUAAAAACACCUUUGUGAUUGCAUUUUCUGUUGGAGCCAUUAUGAAUGUCACUGCUUCACUGCUGAUGGGAAUUUAUGUUUUACUGGAAUUACUGGUGAGUACAGGAUGUAGCAUAAAGCCACACUUUCUUUAGCAAAUUACAAGUUAAACAUUAAACCAAAACAUUAAAACACUGAGCCUUUUUUCUACCUCUAAGAAAGAUAUAGUAUAUGAUCGUAACAUUUUACUGGCCCAAACCAAAUGACUAUUGAUCCAAGACUUGGGGACUUAUACUUGAGUUAAUUGUUUCUGGACCUGAAGUAAAGAAUGGAUUAGCUAAUCAACUUCUUUUACAGGCUUAUGAGUGUGACACCGAAGAACAAACCUGCUUACGACAGAAGGAGCUGAUGUACUGGUCAAGUAAGUUGGUCUACUUCAAUAGAAUACGACCACAAAAUGUCGCUUAUACAUUUUUGUAACGUGUUUUAGGAGGGCUUUUAACAGAGGGGCUUACAUGUGUAUAUCCAAAGGGGUAGAUAACCAGAAUAGAAAAAGCACUUUGAAAGAAGCUUUGCAUCACUAAUCAAAACACCCCUCUCACACACAACUGGGAGCCGUGCCAAGCCGACAAUGCCGCUUGACCUUUAUUAUAUCAACAGACAAAUCAUUAGCGUCACAGCACAAAGAGAGCUCGCUAUUAACAAAACGACUGAAACUGAACCUAGAUACAAGUCUAACAUACAAGAAAAACCAGAUUUAAGGCACUACUUGAAAUCCCACAACAACCCCAAAAAAAUCAAGGGUGGGCGGGUGGGGCAUGUCAGGGAAUGGGGGGAAGACAUGAAACAAAUACAACUGAAAUUUGAAAUGCCAUGUGACCUGAACCCCCUACCCCUGUCACCUGGUAUCUAAUUUUCAUUUGUAAAUCACUCUAGGUUGUCCACUUCAGUUUUAAAAAAAAUUAUGCCUAGCAAAAGACCCAAAGAGAAUGUAGUUGCAAUUUAUUGUAUUUCUUAUUUGCAGUUGUCUUGUAUUGUGGACAAACUGUUUGUUUGGUUAUCAGUGUGUUGAUUUGUGCCAUUCUUUACCACAACUUCAAGACAGAGGUUAGAGUUGUGAAUGUGUUGUAUUUCAUCUGUUCAAGUUUAAGUUCUCGCACACUGAAUGCCAUAUGUCUGCCACACAACAAUACAACAGUACUUCAAUCAUUUCAUUUUAUUUUCACUUAUUCAAAAGAACAUAAAUACAAUAGUAAUAGGAACAAAAGGAAAAGAAAAUCAGAGCUAGUUUUAUUAUAUGUGUUACUGUGGAAAAGUCAUAGUGGCUAAAGAAGCAAAGCUUUUGAGUCUGCCACUACCACAGCUUGCAGUUUCUAAUGGGAGAUGGUUUCACUUGCAGUUAUUUUGUUAUCUCUGUGUCUUGCCUCCCUAAUGUGCCCAAAAACACCAGGGUGCCCCAGAGACCCUAAAUAAAAAUUCAUGGCAAAAAUCCUUGAUGAACAGGAUUGAUUACAAACAUAUCACUUGCCUGUCAGGCAAGUUAAAAACAGAAUUCACUAGCCCUAUAGCAAAAUCCACUAGCCCCAGGCUAUCGGACACUACUUUCUUUGCACGCUGGACACAAAAUAAUAAUUCAUGGCAUGCAUCCUGUAGGAAGGACACAAAGAUCGAACGAUCGAUCUGAACAUUUUGUAGAAAUAUCCCGUUUGUUCAAUUUCUGUGGCAGUUAUUAUGGCUGUUGUUGAACGAUGCAUACAUGUAUUUCUUUUAGCCUUAGCUUUGCUUCAAAAUAGAAGGACUAUAUUUUAAUUUCAGUGUACUGUAAUACAGAGUUUGGAGUCUGUCUUUAGAUUAACUGUCUGGUUACAUAAAGGUCCAAGCAUUAACAAUUUCAGACUAACUUUUUUUUUUUUAAACUGGAACUCCACUGGUUCUGAACUAGGACUCAUAAAUUUUCACAAGAUGAGUCCCAGGACUUGACAUAACUAUUUUUUGUAACAAAAUCACCUGUUUGCAAAAUUAGUUACAGAGCUCAUCAUACAAUUUACUAAUCUAUUUAUCAAAGGUGGAGAGGAUACAAAGAUAUUAAUUAAUUGAGCUGUAAUUAACAAAGCUAGGUGAUAGAUGGAUGGUAUUCACUGACUGUCAAGUAGUGAGAGUUUAUUAUGUCGGGUGAACUGUUUUGAACUGGGCAUUCUUAGAAGCAAUGUUAAUGGAGGUGUACUUUUUCUGUGUGGCCUACCAACAGGUUGGUGACUUGAUUGAGACGUACCUGGUCCAGAUCAGAGACAUUGACAAAGUGAUGAAAAGUGCCAAAACUGGAAGUGUAAAGGAAAGAAGAAAUGCUGCAUUUGAAUUGGCCAGCUUAGCUGCCACAGGAGAUGAUACAAAGUUUAGAAUUGUACAGGAAGGAGGGUAGGCUAGCUGGUAACAUUUUUAUUUAAAUUGUGAAAGCAAGUGUCUAAACUCAUUGCACACAAAGUGCAUAGAUUGCACAUGGUCUUAGUGGAGUGCAAACUUGGUUAGCCCGUGUAUAAAUAUUUGACUAACAAUUAUUGAAUGAGGCUGAGUAUCAUCUGAAGAAUUAUGGAGAUUGAGGAGGGUGUUUUCCUCCGAGACCAUAGGCCAUAGGCCUCAGCAGAUAACACCCUUUGGCUACCCUUCCGUAAUAAUAGAAACCCCAUUUAAAUUCCAUAUCCCUUUUAAAGCCAAGGCACUGGGUCCUAAUUUACUCCAACCAAAUGGAGAUUGAGUAUGUCUCAACUUCCAUUAUUAGAACUGUGUUGAGACCCACCCUCCCUGGUUACACAAUUUACUCUAUUUUGCCCCCACCCUCCCAUCCCUAACAUUUUGUGUUCUUCCUUCCCUGAGCUUCACGAGGUUCUGCAAUACAUAUAUUUCUAGUUUCAGUUGUACUUCACCCAUAAAGCCUAUGACGAACCUAUGAUGCUAAAAUAUCUCAUCUUUAGACAAGUGUAGUCAAACCCUGUUAAUACAGACAGCAAGGGGGCCAUAGAAAGUGUCCGUGUUUAUGGGGUGUCUGUAUUAAGUGGUUGGAUUAAGAGAAAAUGAAAGGGCUUUCUUUCCCCAGCGAAAAAGCAAGCUGUCCAAAAUGAUGAGGUGUCCGUAUUAAGGGGUGUCCAUAAAGUGUGGUUUCUCCCAAGAAGCUCAUCACAUCUUGCUUACCUGUGGUCACUUCUUGUGUGUCAUAAAUAAUAAUUUUGUUAGAGCUUGUCUUGGGAUAGUAAGCUUUAAAAGUUACUUGCCCAGCACGAAAAUCUACUUUUCUUAGAUUACUGGAGGGUUUUUUUUUUCAAGGGCCUAAAUAUGUGUUCAAUGGCUGCAUACUUAGCAUGAAACUGUUACAUAAUUGCAGUUGUUUUGGAGAACUGCGAUAGAAAGCUCUGGAACCAUAGUAGCAAAUUAUGUGUAUGGUUUUUAGCCUUUCUAUCCCAGUUCCUCAAACAUUAAAUUUGCAUUAUUAAUAUACUAUUAAUUACUAAAAUAGUGAUAAUAAUUAUUAUUAUUUUCCCUAGUUUUAAUUUUAUUUUCCUUUGUUUUUGGGUAUGUUAAUAAUGAUAAUGAGUUUUAAACACAGGAAAAUAAAAUUUAAACCAAGUGUAAAGUAAUAAUUAUUAAUUAAUAUCAGUAACAGUUACAAGAAUGAUUAUUUAGUUAGUAUUUAUAAUUCAUAAUGCAUAAUAAUUUAUUUAUGCACAAUGUAUAGCAUUUCUUUGGACUGAUUAAUCUUCUGUGCUCAACUUCCAUGUAUAUUAAUUAGACUGUGGUACAAAAAGGGGCAAACAGGGACAAUUUGUGAUCAAGGACAUGGUAUUUUAAUAUUUGUAAACAUAUGAAGUCAAUAUACCAUCAUAUUGAGACCUUAAGAGUAAUUCUUAUCCAGAAGGUCGUUUAAAAUAAUUAUGAUGGCACACUGAAUGCUCUUAACCACUGAUCACUUAGAUCUCAAAAAAUAAUCUUACAAAAAAGAAGGUUCCUGGUAAUGAAUAUUCUAAAAAUGUGGAACUGCCGUUGUAAAAUAGUUUAAUUUUAUCCUGUACUCAUAGUUACAAAGUAGUAAAGACAUUUCCUUUCUCUUCCUCUAUCUAGAAUUGAAGCUUUGAUGAAUUUAUGUUUGUCACAAGACCAGGUACUGGUUAUAUCAGAUUGUUCAUUUUCUUUGUUCUUUAAACAAGUUAAUUUUGAAAUGACUAUUCUUCCAGACACCUAUUCAGUUGUCCUGCAGGUUAAUAUUAAUUUUCUGAUGAAGGUGGAGUACGAUCGUCUGGGUGAGUGUGGUCCUGAAUAGGACUGUUGUUUAAGGUCACUGAUCUUUCAAAUAUCUGUGCAGUAGUCAUCUUCAGAGUUAAAGUUUGGCCACCUCUCUCUAGGUUGUUGCAACCUGUCACUAUCAGAAACAGUGCUAUUCAAGGUCUACACUCACAUAUAGGCAAUCAUAUUCCAGUUUUAUUAUAUAAACACCAAUGAAAUACCAGGUGAGUUUUCAUACUUGAUAUUUCUGGUCAACAUGUUACCUUCAAAUAAAAUCUCACUGUUGCUAUGUCAUCUUUUCACACCAAAAAACUAAAAGUGAAAUGGUUUGGUAGUUCAUUGGUGUUUAAAUUAAAAGAACAUUACAGGGCUAUCAGAAACAGUGCUAUUUGAAAAAAUAUUUCACUACACUCGUUUAUUCGCGAAAUACUUUUCAACACAAUCAUAGAAAUUUCAUAUUCCACUAAUAUCCUUUUCUGCCUUUCCCUUAAAAUAAUCAUUCUUCCUUUUCGUUAUUUUCUCAUUAUUUUUCAAAUUAGAUAAGUCCAUAUAAUAAAAAAAUAUUUCUUGCAAUGAGCCAACGAUUAAAAAUCUGAAAUCAAGCCCCUUCAUAUAAAAUUUUAACCCCAGGGUUUGAUUUUUGAAACUGCCAGGGUACUCUCUCGAGUCUAUGGUUCAGUCAUGACUAGAACUCUCCUUCCAGUUAUCAGAUGCUCAGUGGUUCAAAUGCGGAAUUGCCGCUUUUCUUUUUCUAGUAGUCUUUACCUCUUAUGGUUUUUUUGUAUUUGUCAUAUCAUUAAAAUACAUUUGACACUGCCCUCUAUUUAGAGGUCACUAAGAACUGCCAAUUUUUAACCAAAACCAUGGACUAACCCCUUUGGAAAAGUCCCAAAUUUUCGACUUUUUUAAUUUCUUGUUUUUGUAGUCUCGAAAGGCUUUAUUUCUUUCUAGAAUAUUCUCAAACACAUUUUCCUGGCCUAUUUUGCCUAGAAUAAAAAGAUGGAAAAAUUGCCAAUUUUUUAAUAAAACCAUGGACUAACCCCUUUGGAAAAAUCCAACUUUUUCCACUUUUUUAAUUUCUUGUUUUUAUAGUUGCUAGUCGGGAAAGACCUUUUUUUCUUUCUAGAAUAUUCUCAAACACAUUUUCCUGAUGUAUUUUGCCUCGCAUAAAAAAAAGGAAAAAUAGCCAAUUUUUGACCAAAACCAUGGACUAACCCGUUACAGAGUUUCAGUGGACAAAAUUGUCAUUAGGCCUCUGUAAACAGAACUUUUUUUAAGUGGUCAACUUGUUUAAUGACCAUCUGUUCCUUCCCAAACACUAGCCGCUUUAUGGAUAGAGGUUUGACUAUAGUCCAGUUUGGAUUUGAGGUUGUUGUUGUUGUUUUUUUCUUUUCCAAAUGGGGAUUUUAAAAAGAGCAUCAUCGAAAUGAUUUUCUUUUCUUCUGUCAGGCUACUCAAGAAUAUGCCAUCGAGGCCAUAUCAGAGCUGUUAACUGUCCCUGUUAUUCAGGUUGGUAUUUAUGUACUUAAUUCGAACUGAAAACUUACUCUGUUGUUCUAGGACUGCUUUGAUUAUACUGUAUAGGAAUAGCAGCCAAUGUUUAAUCUUUAAAAUGUAGGAUUACAUGUCAAUGCUCCCAGCUUUGCUUGCACUCAUACAGGCAAUGGGGAGUUGCCUUUUUAAGUAAUUUUUUUAUUGUGGCAAUACCCUUCUCCCCCUUUGGGGACUCCAUAUAAUGCCUUGUACGGGAAGGGUCCGCUUAAAGACGGUAUCUUUUUCAGGCUUCAGCGAUAUAAAAGGGUAACGAUUUCAAGAGUUGAAGCAGGAGAACAUAACCCAGAGCGAGCAACUCCCAUACUAGGCCUAUGUCACAGCGUUUUCACGAACUGGUUUAUUUUUAGAUACAUUUGCAAACACUUUUAAUUUCCCGCGAAAAUGGAAACACCGCUCCUUUCAUGAGCGCAUUAUAAAUUAAAGAUGUGACAAAAGAAAGCUAAACAUCAUUAAAAGGUCAAAAUGCCACUUUCAGGGGUUUUGGUUUGCUGAGUGGUUUGUGGGACAGAUACCUUAUUCUAAAUUCGCGCCACAAUCGUUGUGAAAAUAAACUGCUCGCUCCGAGUUAUGGGCUCCUGGUAUAUAAAGGGGCAGAAAAAUCUUUCAUUUAGGUACUUGAAUAGGACCUUUAAUUGAAUUAUCUCUGAUGCAGACGUAACUUUAUAUUCUACAUAUAAUGAAAUGAAGACUUACUGUUUCUAGGUAUCUGAAAGCGGCACUAUUUUUCAUAGAACUUAUAUGCGUGGGGUACCUACGUAGUCAGAAGUGGUCUAUAAGAGGACAUCACGGCGGAGACUUCCCGUAUAAAAUGUUGUUGAUUAACCCUCCAGGCAAUGGCCACUUCUUAAACCAUUGUCUAUCUCAUCUGGUGACUGCACUGUAAUGCCAAGAAAGUAGUAGUACCCUUCAGAUCAUCAGUGCAAUCCUUAUAAUACUACGAUAUUUGAUAUUUACAGGUCAUCAUUGUGACAUGUUGUGUUGUAUGUGUUUAUUAUCAGGACCAGUUUGUAGAGUUAGGUGGGGUUCGUACUAUGUGUGCGCUGCUACACUCCAAGGAGAAUCGUGUGGUCAAUGAAGCUGUUACAGCUCUAUCUUACAUUGUGUCUGACAGUGAAGAAAACAGAGAAGUGGUCAUUGCUGAAAAUGGGUAAAAACUUGCACUUUUUAUUCUUCUUUUUCAUGCAUUGAUAUCAUGAACUAAAUAAUAAAAGUUAGCGACUUGAUUUGGUAAGUGACUUGUGAACAUAACAUACAUACGCAGGUGCCAGGAAAGUCAGUUGCUUGCAAUUAGGGCAAGCUGUACUGAGCUAGCAUGAACUAGCCCAAGAGUAAUUUUUAAUAGCUACAAUCGUGGACAAAAGUCUUGGGACACUUUUGUAUUUCUGGGGCGUUUUUCAAUUCACACAGGUCCAGCCCCUUCCCUCACCCCACAAACAAUGUUGGAGGCGUGUAUCCAGAGUUUUUUCCGAGUUUCAACUUUGUAUAGGGUGGGGGAAGGGAGAACUACAAGAAAAUUUCGAAGAGGAUGCACUGUUUUAAGAGGGAACCAAGAAAUGACAGAAAAACAUGAAUAUUGCAGUACUGUCCCAAGGAAAUUUGUCCAGGAUUGUAGCUCUAAAAAUGUUGUGAUGAACAGUCUCGAUUACAGUUCUUCUGUGAUUUGAAUUCCCCAAAAAACAUUACUUGGACGUUAACAAGUUAAAAGAGAAUUCACCAGCCUGAUAGCAACUAGUCACAGGCUAUCGGACAUGACUUUCUUUACAUACUGGCGUAAAAAUAGAUCUCCUUAGUUCGUAUGUUUUGUUUUCCCAGUUUAGGUCAUGUGAUAUUCUCAAGGGAAUUCCCCCUUCGUCCUAUGUCUGCCUAUAACAUUCAAAUAACUAAAUAAAUGAACUGCAUUGGUGUGCCAUAUCCGUCAAUAAACCAUGAGCAUAAGUGAUAUUUCAUUGUAAAAACUUUUUUAUUGACUUGCAGACUGGAUGACCUCUGUUAUGUAGCGGAACGAGGUAAGAUAUAAUAUUGUUAUCAAUGAAAUCAGCUACAGCAGAAUGUACAAACAAUCGGAUUGAUCAAGUUAUCUUUUUCCUUUUCCAGUGCAAAUUCCGGCUUCUCGUAUUGUUGCUGCAAUUUUCCUUGAACUUGCAUUCACUGCGGAGAUAAGAGUUAUGCUGUCGCGGCAAAGUGCUCCAGGUAAAAGAGGCCAUUACUUUUGCGAGACUAGUCUACAGUCAGAGUACAGUUGCUUUGAACCCAGUAGCUCAUGGCAGUUACAUCUCAAUAGGACGUUUUCCAGUAAUUACGUCUUCCCUGCGUUUUACUAACAGUGAAAGCAAAUCCGGUAUUCACUCCUGCCGCUUGCUUAAAGUUGAAAUUUGGCGAGUUACGGUGACGUACUCUCCCCAGGUCCUCGGAGUUAGAGGUAGCUGCAGCGAUUGGCUUAAUGGCCCUAAUAUGAACAUGACUCUGGUUGUGUGUAGUCCUUUAUAGGGUUUUCAGUGACCUAAGUCAUUCCCAGGUACUUUCUCUCUGUAUGUAAAUUUUGGCUCAAAGGACGUUGGGACGGCCCGCCUUUCUUCCGAUUCCUCGCGCUUUGCUUGUUUCCAGUCAUUCUGUCUUGUCUUGCGCGAUCUCUCAGUGCGCCUGUGUACAUGUAAGCCACUGGUUGGUGACACUCACUGAACAAGGAAGCAAAAAAAACACCACGCUCUGUCCAAUGGCACAUCCCCGUAUGCAUAACCAUGUAAUUGUAAGGAAGUGUCCUCCAUCCCCAAGGGCUGUGUUCUUUCUCUAAAACUCUUUGCUUUAUCUUCAGCCACGUCACUUGUACAUUUGUGCAGACUUCGAGAUCCAGAAACACAGCGACUGUCACUUCAAACACUGGAGCUGUUGGCGAUCGAGAAUUCAGAUGUCAUCAUACAGCAUGUGUGUUGUUAUGUUUGUUUAUGUUUGUUUGCAUUAUGUAUUUAUUAGAGCUUUACAUCUGAGGACGAGAACAAGCUUGUACGGGUACGAGAUUUAAGUUAAACUUUUCGCGAGUGUUCCGAAAAAAAAACACCCCCCAAAAGCUUCAUUUUACUUUUUUUUCACAAAAGAAGUUAGCACGGUUAUUUAUACUGAAGGAGGCUAAGCCCUCUCCUGAUGGCAAAAUGAUAAAACUUCAUACAUUUGAUAACUUGUUCCCGCCACCAACAAACGACAUUCGCGCCAGAACUCGUAGUGGAAUGACGGCUGCUAUCACGCUUUCCCGCCAAAAUGACGCUCGUUCACAUGCGAGCAAUACUCAGUAUUGAGAAAAUUUCGUACUCGUAGUCGUCCUCGACUCAGAAUCUUAAAACUCUCAAUUCACUGUAAAGGUCAAACACCAGGAUUGUUGCAUGGUUUUGUGUAUAUAUCUUCAGUCUCUCUCUCUCUGCCUCUGCGUUUUUACAUGUGGGAUGGUUGUUGCUCAGGUGUUGCGUGGGUGUAUUCGUACUUGCUUAUGGCUGUUGGGUGGGUGUGUACGUGUGUGUGCGUGCGUGUUUGAGGGGAACGUUGUUUAGUGAAGAUGACACAAUAAUUUUGCAUGUUUUCACAGGAAUCCCUUCUUGAGUUGCUGUUGACUCUUCCUAAACUGACUGAUGAUGAACAGUUGUUCCUGCUGGCAGGGAAAAUUAUCUUAUAUUAUGCUGAAAAUGAACAGGUUGGUAAAAGAUUAAAAUCUGUUUGGGAAGGUGGAUGAGGACGCUCUAAAGUUAGUGAAGAACGACGUGAUGGAAAGUUGCCAUCAAACAAAUUAGGCGACAAGUCUGAGAGCAAGAGACUGGGAUAUGCGGUGUCAUCUAACAUCACCGCUCGUUUGCCAUUUCUCGUCGUCGUCAUCUUUUAGCUGAUUUAGGGACAUCUAAAAAUCACCGCUCGUUUGCCAAUUAACCCUAAGAAAUAUUCAUCGUCGUCGUCAUAACUUUCCUGCAGCGAAAAUGAUUUGUCCCUUAGCAACAGAACAGGAACGUCAGCUGACGACGGCGCGCGCAAAUCGAGCAACUGGCUUGACCAAUGGCAGAGCCCAAAUUGGGCACCGGAAGUAGCGUUUAGUCCUUUCCGCGCGCUUUCCCGUCGUCAACUGACGUUCCCGGUCUGUUGUUAAAUCAGCCUCCAAGUUUCAGUAAUGAGCUUUUUGGUACCAAAUUUAUAUCCUAGGUAUCAAGUUAAGCGUAAACUUUAUGUGAGAUCACCCGUCACAAGCAACCCCUAUCCAAAGUACCAUGGUUUCAUAGUUUCAUAGUUGAAACCUUUUUAAGACGACGUUGUAUUAUUGACACGAGCUGUAUACUAAGAGUUCCUCUACGUUAAGAGACAACGGUGCUCUCGAAAAAGGGAGCAUAGUGUACACAGCGAACAUAGAGAUAAGAGAAUGCGUCAAGUGGUCGCUUACAACAAUUUAAAAACAAUGGAAAAUCAUUUAACUUUCAGGCCCAAAAAGUGGUCGCGGUCGGUUAGGGGAGGUGGUCGUUUACUAGAAGUUCUAACUAUAAGGCUUUGACUGGGAAAAUUUUGGUGUUUUGGAUGAGUGGUCGCUUAUGUGAGGUGGUCGCACAUGGAGUUUUGACUGUAUUUCAAAUGAAAUGUAAUAAAAUCGUCCCUCCCCACAAACGCCUACUCAACAGAGGACAACAUUCCUUUCCCACGCUUAGCCAAUCACGUUGUACUUUCCAAAUUCUGGAAAGUUGACCUUGACCGCAGGGUUACCCGAUAAUCACGCGAUCUGCAUGAAACUUUAAGAAACCUUCAUGACCUCUGAUAAAUGUUAGUCUCAGAGCGGCAAAAGUAAGAUUUACUCAGUCAGAUUUUAGAAUUCUCCGUGCACUGCACAACCUUAGCGAACGAAAGAAAAGAAGGAAAAAGGUAACUCUAGGGUCACGUUCUGGGUCACGUUUUUUCACUAUCACGAGCUUAUGAGUCAUGUUUAGCCUGUCAACACUUUAUUUAAAAACCGUUGAUUGGUCACUUACCACGCGAAUGCAACAAUGGGAAGGGAAUGUUGUCCUCUGUUGAGCAGGCGUUUGUGGGGAGGGACGAAAUACGAGCUCCCCUAAAAACGCCUGCGUGGGAGGCUAUAAUACAAGCGGUAAGGAAACUACCUUAAUGAACUCUAUAUUUUUUGUUUUAGGCUUGUCAGAAGUUGGUCGAGUCUGAGGAAUUGAAGCCUUGUUUGAUAGAGUUUUCUUACAGCUUUGAUCCGUUGCUGCAGAAUGUAGUGGCGAAGAUUGUUUUGGCGAUGAUUGAGUCUCAUGAAAACAAGUAAGUGAAUGAAUUAAACAUAGCUGGUUUGAGUCGAGCGUUGAACGCUUAAAUCCAAAAUUAAGGGUGUCUAAAGAGGUUAUGUUGUUGCCAUAGUAACUUAUACAUUAUGGAGAAUAAACGUGAAAUUCAAAUACUUCAGAAGCCGUAGCCUAGUUUCAACAGUCGAUUUGUUUAACAAUAACGUUAAACUUUUUCCAGAACGCGCUAUCAUAUCACCUGAUAUAGCUAUUGACCAAUGAGCAAAUUUCCGCAGUUAUUGUCAGUAGUGGUAAUUGCGAGCGAUAAGAGGAGCCCGCGAUCCUAAUCUUCAGGUUGCUAUUACGCAUGCUCCGCACGUAUGUAGCCAGUUUGAGCUAUGGAUGGAAUCACGUAAAACUUCAAGCUUCACGUGAAAGAUGAUCGAAACGCGAAGAUUUAGGUUAUUAUUUUAUGAUUAUUUUUGUUCUUUACUCUCAGGGAUGAAAUCGUCGAGCUUGGCCUGGAUGAGGUGUUGAUACAAAUCAAGAACGAAUCAUCGGACAGAGAUGCGUGGCGCAUGGCAGAUCACGGCCUCAUGAAAUUACAUAACGUUAAACCUGUGGGAAAACAAUCUUCCCUAUCAAGUAACAAGUCCAAAACUAGCUCCGGCGGAUUGGUCGCAAGUUUACCUGUCAAGAAAGCUCUUUGAGAGCUUUGUUUGCUUGGAGUGGCGUUAUCUCGUCUCAAUUUCCCCUCGAGACUGUCGUUGUACAGAACUAUAUUUUUGGUGUUUGACUCCCACGUCAAUACAAUACAGUUUCUCGUACUGUUCCCGCAGGUGUUUUGUCGUACCCUUCAAAUCAAAGUAUAAAAACAAAUUGUCAUUUUUCGGCCAUGACCACUUCGACUAGAGCUCAGUUUUCCCGCGUUUUCAAGGUACACGACCUGAUCACGUACGUGUGAGUUGUUGCCACUAGCAGAUAAGGAAGUUUUGGGGUUUUGACACAUGGCACGUGACAGUUUUCUUUCAGUCGCCAAACGGGCUUGAUCUUCUAGUAUUCUUCUGAUGCGCAAUCAUUUUCCACAACUGUAAAUAUUUUGUACUAUCAUCAUGUAUAUGAUACUUAAUAUCUUAUUUUUUUUAAGAAAGGAAAGCGUAGCUUCAUUUGAUUACCUUGAUUUGUUUACAGUGUUUGAUUUUAAGAAAAUUUCACACAAAUUACUCCUAAAACAGUCAAGAAUAAGGUUAUUCUAAAUAAACUGUUUAAAUCCGUGAACCAAAAAAGGAAACAUUAGCAACUAUUAGGUUUUAUUUUUGUAAAAAAGAACAGUCAGAACAGUUUAGUUAUUUAUCUUUUAUCUCUCAGUAUUAUUUAUUUAUCUCCUCAACAUUUUGCCGGCUCUGACUGUUACCGGACUGUAAGUUUAGUUACAACUGGGUUGUCUUAUAGAGUUGUCGAAUACUUGACACAUCGCCUUAUAGUAUAAAGACUCACUAUACAGUAAUGUAUUUUUCUACAUUGCAAUGACC